GUAGACAUGUCAAGAACAAAAUUCCUACUUAAACUCCUCCUGAAUGUUCUACUGACAAAAAAACAUCACCUGCAUUUCUGGCCUAAGGUUACAGUGGUUGAAUAUUGAACAGUGGCAUCUACUGUACAGAUCUGAUGACCUGUUGAUGCGUCUCAGCAUGAUCUUAUCUCUCCUGCAUAACUGCUUGCUUAAAACCCAGUCCACAUUUUCUCCCAGUUUCCACAUUCCUCAAGGACCCCUCUGUUGCAGUGCCAGAGGGGGAGGCGUCCACAACACUGCCUGAUGGGAAAUGGUCCAGGCCUUCCUGCACUGAGCUGCAGAUAACAACUUACUGUUCAGAGAGCUCAGCCUGAGGUCUUCAGAGAUGCUGAGCUGCUGGACGAGAGCCAGAUGCUCAGUCAAAGCCACUCCAGCUUGACAGAGGGUUUCAGCUUGGAUGACUUGCUGGAAAGAGCCUUGAGGAGCUCCAGGAUUAACUGUCUGCUCCUGUAGAUUCUCCAAUAUCAUCUUCAUCAUCAGCAGCAUCAUCGUCAUCUGGCUUGAUUUUUACCCUGCAGUUCUUAUGCAGACAUCCAGGUGUGGGUGUGGAUCAGGAUCACACAGUUACUAUGGUGCAACACCUGAGUCACAGUGACAGAGGAAGGUCUUUUCCAGCACAGGUCUCCUCAUAAACAACUGCACACACUCUUCAAAACAGUCUCUUCAACAACACACACACACGUUCAUCUCUCAGCUCUCAACAAGAUCUGUGCCCAUCAUGCCCAGUAAACUGGAGGGAGCAAUGGAUGCGCUGAUCACCGUCUUCCACAACUACUCCGGCAGUGAAGGAGACAAAUACAAACUGAGCAAAGGAGAGCUGAAGGAGCUUCUCAACACUGAACUCACCGACUUCCUCAUGUCUCAGAAAGACCCGAUGCUGGUGGAGAAGAUCAUGAACGAUCUGGACUCCAACAAGGACAACGAGGUGGACUUUAAUGAGUUUGUGGUUCUGGUGGCGGCGCUGACUGUGGCCUGCAAUGACUUCUUCCAGGAACAGCAAAAGAAAAAGAGCAAAUAAAACAAACACAAGAAAUACCAGUAAUGCUCUAUGACGCAUUAAACCAUCUCAGCAGUCCUUCUGUUCCUCAACAUUCAUCUGCAUGUUUGUAUUUAAACUAUUUAAAGUGACAGUUUUCUCACAUUAAUGUAUUUAUCAUAAACUGAGUGCUGGAUCUUAAUAGUUUGUAGUU
Molecule: messenger RNA, 1229 nt
Organism: Danio aesculapii
Lineage: Eukaryota; Metazoa; Chordata; Actinopteri; Cypriniformes; Danionidae
Gene: s100z
Product: S100 calcium binding protein Z
Exons: 7
Coding region: 758-1057 (99 amino acids)
Cellular component (GO): cytoplasm
Molecular function (GO): calcium ion binding
Source: RefSeq, a predicted model, not a curated record